AAUGUUGAGAGAAAUGUCUUUGUUUCGUUCACGCUUCGCGUGAAAAUGUUGUGCUAAAUAUAUGCCGUUUGCCUUGGCUUUCUUGGAAAGUUAUUUACUAAAAAGUUAAAGAUAGUGGCGUCCUAAAAUGGCGAGUAGUUUGUUAAAAGAAAUGGUGAAAAAAGAAUGCUUAAAUCAGAGUCAAACUGACACCGAUGGCUCUUCUGUUGUGGCUCAAAGCACUGGGCAAGUGCCUAAGCGUGUCGAUGCUUCAGGUGCUGAAGUGAGCAUUGCUCAAACAAACAUAUUCAACUAUGAUUUUGUACCAAGUACAAAGAGGUCAAACCAAAUAAUGAAACCAAUGGAAGCCCGCUCUCCUUUAGUAGAAACUCAGCUUCAACUCUCCCAAAAUCAACCGACCGUCCCUCAUUCUUCAAUAAGUCCAAGUAUGAACUCAUUGAGUAAAGACUACCUUGUUCCCCAAUGUUUACAACAUCAAAUGUUUGCAGCACAAGGAUAUAAUGCAACUGGUCAAGUAUUUUCUACACCAAUGAUUCCUCCAGUGUUAGUUCAAGCACCAAUUACUGGUCCAACGUCGAUACCAGGCGUAUUUCAGCCUGGUUUUAUGUAUCAAACAUUCAAUGAACAAAAGGCAUAUCAAGGAAAGUCACAUUAUUUUGCACCUUUUACCAAAGGCUCAUUGAUAGUAUUAUCUAAUGGUGGGGUGAAACCAAUAGAGGAUUUAAAGACUACAGAUUUUAUCGAAAGUGCCAAAGUUUCGAAACAAUUUUAUUUAGAGACUUGUAAGAUUGCUAAAAUUCAAGAAACACCGAAUAGUUCCAUUAUGUGGAUUGCAUUUGCUGUGGAAAACAUAGAAAAAGAGGUCGAUGAGAUCGUUGGUAGGCGAAGAACUAAAGACGGAAGAGAAGAUUUCCUGGUCCGUUGGCAAGAUUACCCACCAUUUUCAACAACUUGGGAGCCCAUACAAAACUUUACAAAUUGCCAAGAAGCAAUUCAGGAGUAUUUUUCAAAACAUUGGCCAAUACCAGGUUUAAAAGCAAAGACUGUUGUUCAUCUUUCACAACAACAACAGUAUCCAAAGAAAGAAUUGAUUACGCUUAAAGCCCUUCCCGCAAAUAAACGAAACAAAAUUCUGCGAGGUGUUAGAGAAGAUCUAAAGAAAGAGAUUCUACGUCAUCACCAAGAAAGAAACUUUUGCCCAGGAAGUACUGACUACAAAGGAUCAUCUUCAUUAAAGGGAAGUAUAAUGGGAAAAUCAAAUCAAAUAUUUAAUUAUGAUCGUGGACUUCGUAACAGGAAAAUUUUAAGUAAAAACCAAAAGUAUUCUGAGGAGUAUACAGGUACACCAAAAGGGUUAAAGAGUACUACUAUGGGUAAAACAGGACGAAGUAAUGGCGAAGUUUUGAUAGCAGAUCGCAAACAUUAUGUAUCAGCUUUAGCGUCAGAUGAGAACGGGGAAGAUUCGGGGAUUUCAAUGAACACAGUUUUAAAGAGCCAAUCGCGUGGUCGUCCUACCAGGAAUAAGAAACAAUUGCGUACAACAGACUCGUUACCAGGACACGAUGAUGUUGAGCAUCAGGAUAAGUUAUUGGUAAACGUUAAAAUGGAGUAUCAAGAAAAACAGGAAAACAAAAAAACCCAAAGAAUCUCAAAAGUUAGAAGAAAGAAGAAGAAACGAUUGAACGGUUUAACGCAUUCAUCGCAAAAGAACCGAAUUAUCAUCGACAAUCAAGAAUUGCUGCUGUCAUCUCGUCUAACACGACGGACUUUACCUAAUUAUUCAUCAAACUGCGUGUUGGAAGAAGAGCUUGUCGUCACUAAUAAAGACGGUUGUUUGUUUAUCAAGAUUUGCAACGAAAGCAAGAAAAAUGUUAUCAAUCGACAGAUAUGCGAAGACCUUAUAUCUGCAUUUCAUGAUGCGGGCAAAGAUGACGUGUCAUGUGUCGUCAUUUCCUGUGCCGGAAGUACGUUUACUUACGGAUGGGAUCUUGAUCAAUUCAGAAAUAUCUCUCACGCAGAAAGACGAGAAUUAUUACAGAAAUACAGACUUCUCACUCGACUUCUUGUCACGUGUCCAAAACCUUUGAUCGCUGCGGUAAACGGUCCAACAGCUGGAUUUGGUCUUUCCCUUAUCGCAUUGUGUGAUAUGGUCUUUGCUUCAGAAAAGGCAACUUUUCAAACGAAGUUUGUGGAGUGGGGUCAUCCUCCAGUUGGAUGUUGCUCUCUAACUUUACCUCAUUUAUUUGGUCAUUCACAGGCAAUGUCUGUUAUUCUGUGCAACACGAAACUCGACUGUGACAUGGCAAAGGAACGCGGAAUUGUCACAGAAGUUUUAUCUUUCAAAGAUUUCGAGGAGGAACUCAAUUCACGUUUGGCGAGAUUUUCACUAGUUUCUAGACAGUGCCUGCGAGACACGAAGACGUUGAUGGUCAGCGGUAAUAUACAAGAACUUGAGGAUAAAAAUCACGAGGAAUGCGAUUUGUUUCAAAAGUACAUCAGCAACGAUGAUAUUUUGGAUGGCAUCGUAAGAAGAUGGUGGACGAGCUUACAGGAAUGACUUACCAUCCAGGUAUACUUGCGAUCAGACUUACGGCUAAUAUUUAUUGUACAAAUAGGAUAUUGUGUCCCCAAUGAUCCGUUUGUAACCGUUACGCAGCGGAAAUUGUAUCCCCAAUGAUCCGUUUGUAACCUUUACGCAGCGGAAUUUGUAGCGUUGUUGGUGUAAAUCAUUCGUAACUUGAGUUGAAUAACAAAACAUAUAAGUUCAUUGAA
Messenger RNA from Xenia sp. Carnegie-2017, 2772 nucleotides. RefSeq names its product chromodomain Y-like protein. Gene Ontology annotation, molecular function: RNA binding; protein binding. The transcript has 11 exons. Lineage: Eukaryota; Metazoa; Cnidaria; Anthozoa; Malacalcyonacea; Xeniidae. The coding region runs from base 128 to 2557 and encodes 809 amino acids. The record is from RefSeq and is a predicted model, not a curated record.